This is a messenger RNA of Emericellopsis cladophorae, 1353 nucleotides long. RefSeq lists its product as uncharacterized. The record is from RefSeq and is a predicted model, not a curated record. The coding region runs from base 1 to 1353 and encodes 450 amino acids. Gene Ontology annotation, cellular component: nucleus; mitochondrion. Lineage: Eukaryota; Fungi; Ascomycota; Sordariomycetes; Hypocreales; Bionectriaceae. Gene Ontology annotation, molecular function: zinc ion binding; DNA binding; DNA-(apurinic or apyrimidinic site) endonuclease activity. The transcript is spliced from 3 exons. Gene Ontology annotation, biological process: base-excision repair.
AUGGCACGCACAUCGUCGCGAGCCAAGGCGACAGUCAACUACAACGAAGAAACAGAUGGUAUCAAGGCCAAGGGUGCUACGAUGAAAGCUGCUUCCAAGGUCAAAGCUACAGCCGCGAAACAAAUCAAUGACAAACGCAAGAUUGGGGAAGAGGAAGAUGAAGACGUGAAGGUCGAGGUGCUUGAGGCAGAUGAGGAAAAGAAGAAAAAGCGCGCUGCGAAGCCCGAACCCAAGAAGCGCAAGACCAAGGCGUCAAAGGAGGAAGACGCCUCGCCUCUCGCGGUGCGGACACCCAUUCCGUCCCUGGAGAAGGCCAUGUACAUUGGCGCCCAUGUCAGCGUGCAGAAUGCAGUUACCAACGCAGUCCAAAUCGGCGCCAACUCGUUCGCGCUGUUCCUCAAGUCGCAACGGAAAUGGGACAACCCGCCACUGGCACCCGAUGCACGCGAUGGUUUCAUCUCCGGGUGCCGGCACAGCGCAUACGACGCGGCGGCACAUGCCCUCCCCCACGGAUCCUAUCUCGUCAAUCUCGCCCAGGCGGAUGAGGCCAAGGCCAAUCAGGCCUACAAAGCCUUUGUGGACGACCUGGCUAGAUGUGAGGAGCUGGGCAUCAAGCUGUACAACUUCCACCCUGGUAACACGGGUGGUGAUACGAAGAAGGAGGCCUGUGGACGCAUUGCGGCGCAGCUGAACAAAUCUCACAAGGCGACAAAGUCCGUCGUGACCGUGCUUGAGAACAUGGCAGGGGGUGGGAAUGUUGUCGGCUCUACUUGGGAGGAUCUCAGGGACAUUAUCGCCCUGGUCGAGGACAAGAGCCGGGUCGGCGUGUGCAUUGAUACGUGUCAUGCUUUUGCGGCGGGCUACGACUUGCGCACACCGGAGACUUUUGAGAAGACCGUGGAGUCAUUCAAUGAGAUUGUCGGGGCAAAGUACCUCAAAGCCUUCCACUUGAAUGACAGCAAGGCCCCCUUUGAAUCCCAUCGCGACCUUCACGCCAACAUUGGCACGGGAUUCCUCGGUCUUCGCGCUUUCCACAGCGUCAUGAACCACGAUGAAUUCCGUGGGGUGCCCAUGGUUCUCGAAACACCGAUCGAUAAGAAGGAUGAGAAGGGCAAGACCGUGGAGGACAAGCAAGUCUGGGCUGACGAGAUUAAGCUCUUGGAAAGCCUUAUAGGCAUGGAUCCCGAAAGCGACGAGUUCAAGAAGCUCGAAAUAGAGCUACAAGCCAACGGGAAGAGCGAACGAGACAAGAUCCAGGAGCAAGUAGAUAAGAAAGUGGCCAAAGACGCAAAGAAGGGCACCAAAGGCAAGAAGAAGAAGAGGGCAGCGGCGUCAGACGACGAGAGCGAUUAG